Molecule: messenger RNA, 1752 nt
Organism: Parnassius mnemosyne (clouded apollo)
Lineage: Eukaryota; Metazoa; Arthropoda; Insecta; Lepidoptera; Papilionidae
Source: the annotation of a GenBank genome assembly
AUGUUACUUCUCAUUAUCCUCGCUAUAACCAAUGGGAUCAUUAAUACGGAGGAACUGCCGCCUUCAUGCAGUAAACCAGUAUACUGUAACAGUAAGUUGCUGCACUAUGUACAAUUAGCAAGAAUUUAUCCAGACUCUAAGACAUUCGUCGACCUUCAACUUCGAAACGACGAGAACACUACACUAAAGGCUUUUGACGAACUCCUCGACCAAACAAACCAGAACCCGACAAAAGACCAAAUUCAAGCUUUUGUUGACCAGUAUUUCGAACCCGGUAACGAACUCGAAGUAUGGAAACCAAAUGACUACAGCGACAAUCCCGCAUUCUUGGCCAAAGUGCGUGAUAACACCCUAAGACAGUUUGCAAGCGAUAUUAAUGCAAUUUGGCCGACCCUCGGUCGUAAAGUUAAACCGAUCGUCUUUGAAAAACCUGAUAAAUACAGCUUUAUUCCGAUAUCCAAUGGUUUCAUUAUACCAGGUGGAAGGUUUUCCGAAAUAUACUAUUGGGAUGCAUAUUGGAUUAUAGAAGGACUUCUGAUUUGUGGAAUGGAGAAUACUGCACGGGGCAUGAUCGAGAAUCUCAUUCAGCUACUUAAGAAACUCGGUCACGUGCCCAAUGGCAGCAGAUGGUAUUAUGAACAGCGCAGUCAGCCCCCUCUCUUAACAGCAAUGGUGUCUCUUUAUGUACAACAAACGAAAGACCUUGCCUUCCUCGAAGCUAACAUUGAAGCACUUGAAGAUGAGAUGGAAUAUUGGCUCGAAUCGCAAGCAAUUACGUUUGUAAAGUGUGGAAAAUCGCAUACUCUGUUACGGUAUUACGCUCCUAGUCAAGGGCCUCGACCGGAGUCUUAUUACGAAGACUAUACGAUAGCUCAACAAUUCGAAAAUAAAGAACGCCAGGAGGAAUAUUACGUGGACAUUAAAGGCGCCGCCGAAAGUGGCUGGGAUUUCUCCACUCGCUGGUUUAUCGGAAGUCUGGGCCAAAAUACUGGCAAUUUAAGCACCAUACACACUAGCGAAAUAGUUCCCGUCGAUUUAAAUGCGAUCUUCGCCAAUGCUUUGCAGAAUAUAGCCUACUUCCAUGGCUUAUUGCGGAAUACACGUAAAGGUGCUCACUGGGCUUAUCUCGCAAAACAAUGGCGCAUUACAAUUGAUGCAGUGUUGUGGGACGAGGCCGAUGGUAUAUGGUACGACUACAACUUGGAAAAUGGAAAACAUCGCAAAUACUUCUACCCAAGCAACGUAGCACCAUUAUGGAUGAACGCGGUAGAAAGACACGUGUUGAAGAAGCACGCUCCUCGCGUAGUAAAAUAUUUGCAAGGUUCGCAAGGUCUUAACUUCCCAGGCGGUAUACCAACCUCCUUAAUCAAGAGUGGGGAACAAUGGGACUUCCCGAACGCGUGGCCGCCUCUAGUCAGUAUAGUUGUUAACGCACUGCGGGCAAUAAAUUCACACGAGUCGCAGCAGAUGGCUUUCCACGUUGCUCAAACUUGGGUCCGUGCCUGUUUGAAAGGUUUCACGGAGAAUAAGCAGAUGUUCGAAAAAUACGACGUCGAGCAGCCAGGCAAAAUCGGCGGAGGUGGAGAGUACACUGUACAAACUGGUUUCGGUUGGUCGAACGGUGUUGUUUUAGAAAUGAUUAAAAUGUAUGGAAGGAGACUAACCGCGACGGAACCCUUGGAUGCGACGGGAAAAAACGUUGUCACCGUAUCAGAGAUAAAAGAAUCGUUUGAGUCUGUAGCAGAAAAUUAA